Molecule: messenger RNA, 3699 nt
Organism: Kwoniella shivajii
Lineage: Eukaryota; Fungi; Basidiomycota; Tremellomycetes; Tremellales; Cryptococcaceae
Exons: 6
Coding region: 1-3699 (1232 amino acids)
Biological process (GO): intracellular signal transduction; protein phosphorylation
Cellular component (GO): nucleus; cytoplasm
Molecular function (GO): protein serine/threonine kinase activity; ATP binding
Source: RefSeq, a predicted model, not a curated record
AUGUCAACAGCCUUUAUUCCCGUCGCACUCGCGCCAACAAUCCAUUACGGUAAUAACCUAGACGCGUACGGACAUAGUCCUCAAGCUUCUUAUCCAACACCAGAAUCUAUCAACGGUGCCGAGGGUGGAUAUCGAUCACCACCACCUCCUCCGAACGGUUAUCUACAUACCCCAGAUAGCACCCCAAGUUCUCAGAAGCAACAGUCAUACUCAUCUCCAUCAUCAAAAAUGUAUCAAUCGUCGAAUUAUCCCCAACAAGGGUAUCAACAACAACAACAGCAGCAGCAGCAGAAUGAACAGCCGGAUUGGCAUAGUCAAACAGCUGGACCCUCCACCAGACGCAGACAGUCCACAUCUCCUUUACCGGUUAACGACCGUCUGGAUGCCAGCGUUAGAGGUGUAGGAAGUGGUUAUCCAGGGAAAAGGGAUUCCAGAAUGGUAGUUAGCGUGGAGGAGGAAGAUGGAAGAAUAGGAACUGAAGAUCCUCGCGGCGAAAGAAGCUACACCGAACUAAAAUGUCUCGGAGACGGCUCAUUUGGUACAGUGUGGUUAUGCGACUGGCAUUCACCAGUAAAGUCAGACAUAAUCUUGUCAGCAAUGCAGUGUGGAGCAGGUGCUAGACCGGAAUGGGCAGGGAAAAGACUGGUGGCGUUGAAGAGAAUGAAAAGAGUGUGGGACGGUGGAUGGAAACAAGCUAGAACAUUGGGUGAACUUGUGUCACUGAGCAAAAUCCCUCCGCAUCCCGCUAUCAUUCCUCUCUACGAUGCCUUCAUAUCCCCCAAAUCCAGAGAACUGUAUUUCGUUUUCGAGUGUAUGGAGGGAAACUUAUAUCAAUUGACGAAAUCUCGACGAGGACGGCCAUUGGCAGCUGGUCUCAUCGCCAGUUGUUUCCAUCAAAUAUCGGCCGGUCUGUAUCAAAUUCAUCAAUAUGGUUAUUUCCAUAGAGAUAUGAAGCCUGAAAAUCUUCUGGUGACCACCACUGGAUUGACAGAUUACUUGACAGCUGGCACUUUGGCCCAAAUCAACAAUUCUCGUAUAGAAGGUUCAGGUGUCCCUCCGCCAACUGAAGACCAGAUAAAAUACGAAAAAGAUGUUAGAGUAAUAGUAAAACUUGCAGAUUUCGGUUUAGCAAGAGCGACAAAUUCUAAACCACCAUAUACUGAGUAUGUCUCUACGAGAUGGUAUCGUGCACCUGAAGUUCUACUUCGUUCGACAGAUUAUGGAGCUCCGGUAGAUAUGUGGGCUCUGGGGACGAUUUUAGCAGAAAUGGUCAAUCUGAAACCGCUCUUCCCAGGUGUAAGCGAGAUUGAUCAAGUAUAUCGAAUUACAGAAACAAUGGGUGAACCAAGUGGAGAGUAUGGAAUGGAUGAAAGAAGCCAAACAAUCGGUGGUGGACCAUGGAAUUCGGGUAUCAAACUAGCCAAAAAUGUCGGAUUUUCCUUCCCAAAGCGUCAACCUGUACGUUUCCGCGGGCUUUUCGGCGAGAACGUUCCCGAUUCGCUUGUCGAUUGUAUCCACGACCUUUUGCGCUACAAUCCCAAGUAUCGAUUGACUUCCGCACAAUGCAUCGAUCAUGCCUACUUCCACGAGACUCUCCCUCAUCUCCAACAAACUCCACCAUUACCACGCAUCCCAUUUUCGCAAGGUCAACCUGCACCUGGAGCUUUACGAUCUCAAUCAGCCGAGAUUACACAAGCUCCCCCACGACAAGUACCCCCAUCCCACUCAAACACUCCAAACGAACCGCGACCCGCCUUUGCAAACGGCGACAUGCGUACGUUACCGCCACCGAUAGGUACUCCGGACAGUGCUUCACCCGCUGGAGCCCGAACGUUCUUCCCUCCAUCACAAUCACAUGGUCCUCAAGCCGAUCCACGAGCAUUUGUCAGCGCUUCUUCUCUGGUUCAUCAACUUCGAGAAUUGGAUUUACCCACCGACGAUCUUGCGAGUUACGGUAACAGACCACCGAACUCACCUGGCGUUGCAAGAGAUCCGGUGUAUUCGCUUCCACCUACCCCACGAAUGGACCCACGAGCUCGCUCGCAGCAAUGGGCAAGCGAAGUUGCACUCUCCACUGGUCAUCCCUCUGGUGCACAAUCCACGGUGUACGACGGUUCGGUUUUCGAAGGUUCUCAAGCAGCUCUCAAUUCUAAUCCAUCGUUCAAUAACUAUUCCACUACUUCCAUUCCUGAACCUGCCCCUAGACGUCCUUUCGAUCAACUCAAACCUCACGUUGCAGCAUAUGUUCAGCAACAGCAACAACAAAGAUACGUCCAAGAUAUCCCUCAACAGUCCUCGGCUUCGUUGGUAUCUAGGCCACCGCCCAUCGAACCUACUGUAGGAGCAGCACGAGCAGACAAGCUCGCGGUCACGGGUAAGAAGAAGAAAUGGGGACUUAGCUCAGUCUUUGGAGGAGCUUCAGAUAAAUCAUCAACAGUGGACCUUACACCAGUUCCUGAAGUCGAAGGUUACGCUGGCUCAUCUCUCAAACGUACACAAUCCGGUAAUAGACCUCAAGAUCGAAUGACACUUGCUUCUCCUAUCAUCGCUGAUCCCAAAAAGGCCAAGAAAGAAGCUGAGAGAGCUGCUAAAGAAGUUGAAAAGGCCAAACGAGAAGCUGCCGCUGCUUUGCAGAAGGAGAGGGCUAGGGCAGUCAUGCAAAAGAGAAAUCAACUGGUCGAAGCCAGAAUCCAGACCGGUCAGAAAAACACUGAACUCGAAUUCGCUUCAUCCAACGUGAAUGUAUCUGGAACUGCGAAGGCACAACCACAUUUACAACCUAAUUUCGCGUCAGCCUCAUCACUUUCUCUCAAUCCCAAUCUAGGAGGAAACCAAUCUAUGCGAGACUUGAGGAAUUAUCCUAAUGUCCCUGCUAGUUCGAGUAUGACUUCGGUCAGAUCCCAUGAAUCGGCUCGUUCUGCUCAGUCUAACAAGAGUGGACUGAGUGCAGCUGCACUUAAAGCUUAUGAUGAGGCUCAUGUCGAAAGCAGACAUAAAGCUAGAAGAAGGGAUGAUGAUGAUGAUCAUUCAAUGUCAAGCUUUGGUCAACAUUCUCUGAUGAGUAGAAGUGUCUUAACGGUCGGGACUAUCGGGACUGUUGAUAGCGAUCCCGGACCUCGAUUAGCAAGAGAACACUGGAAUGAUCCGUUACGACAACGUGAUCCAAAACGUGCACCAUCUGUCUCUUCUUUCCACAAGCAGCAUCACGGCUUAACAUCACGUUCCAAUGCUUCCUUUGAAUCACAGCUAGCUCAUGACUUCAAAGUCCAUGCCAAUGUAGGGGCGACUUCAUCGACGUCAUUAGGUCGAGUAGGUGGUAAAAGCUCAUUGUCACUACAUGGACAAUUGGAAGGUUUAGGUCAACCGCUGGUACCUCAACAUGCGCUAUCUGGGAAUAACGGAAAUGGUUCAGCCCCUACAAGUCCAUAUGGUCAUCCUAAAGCGGUCGCUGUUUCUCACGGUGUCGGACUGAACAGACCAUUAGCUUCCGCGUCAGGAUCAGGUGUAAUGUUACCUAGCAUAAGUAAUUGGGAAGCUGGUGGUGUGGGUGAUAUGUCAAAUAGACAUAUUCAAGGUCAAAUCAACCCUAUGUUCAGAGUCCCUCCGGCCAGCCAAAAUAGAUCACAGACCACUUUACCACCUUUUUCAGCUAUUGCGAGUGUAGCAGACAGAGACGGACAAAACCUUUCUUCUAAAUAA